AUGACUCCCCCAACAGCUGCCCAGAUAACCGCCUCCCUAACCGCACAGAGCCUCCCAGCACCAACACCCCUCUUCCUCGCCCCGAUACUCACGUCCUCCUCUUCCUCCUCCUCGUCCUCCUCACUCACCUCCAGCAGCCGGCCUCUCGCAGCCCUAACAGCAACAGCCAAGCACCGCCUCCUCCACACCUCCAUCUCCACCAACCCCUCCCCCCUGCAGCCCACAAGCGCCAGCCUCCCAGCCACCAUCAGCAAUGCGGCCAUCGCAGCGACGGCACUCGCGGUAGAUACCUUCGUGCAGAUACUCGACAUCCAGGACCUGGGCCGCAGCCGGUGGGAGCAGAUCGAGGCGCUAGAAGCAGAGCGGAAGGGCGAGACGACGAAGGGGAGGGAGGUGAUUCGCGUCGUGCCCGCGGAGCCGAACGGCGGCGAGGCUUCGCAAGCAUCAGCUCAAGCCCAGCUCCCGAACGGAAACGCAAACGUGAACGCGAAUGCAAAAGGCCCUUUCAAGCUCCUGCUGCAAGACUGGAAGGGGACCACGGUGUGGGCUUUCGAGCUGAAGAAGGUUGAGCGCAUCGCGAUGCCGCCGGCUCUGGGCAUGGGCAUCGGGUGUAAGAUUCUGCUGCGGAGGGGGACGCGUGUUGCGCGCGGCACGGUACUGUUGGAGCCGGCCUGCGUGAUGGUGUUUGGGGGACGGGUUGAGGGGUUAGAUAGCGCGUGGAAGGCGGAAAGGGAGCAUAGGUUGAGGAGAGAGGUUGAGGCGCAGAGAGGGGAGCGGGAUGGUUGA
Molecule: messenger RNA, 786 nt
Organism: Drepanopeziza brunnea f. sp. 'multigermtubi' MB_m1
Lineage: Eukaryota; Fungi; Ascomycota; Leotiomycetes; Helotiales; Drepanopezizaceae
Source: RefSeq, a predicted model, not a curated record